Messenger RNA from Oncorhynchus keta (chum salmon), 2739 nucleotides. RefSeq lists its product as uncharacterized. Bases 1 to 2739 code for a protein of 912 amino acids. The transcript is spliced from 3 exons. The record is from RefSeq and is a predicted model, not a curated record. NCBI's taxonomy places the organism in Eukaryota, Metazoa, Chordata, Actinopteri, Salmoniformes, Salmonidae.
AUGAAGCCUCCUAAAGCCAGUGAUGUACUCUAUGUUAAGCCUCCUAAAGCCAGUGAUGUAUGCUAUGUUAAGCCUCCUAAAGCCAGUGAUGUACUCUAUGUUAAGCCUCCUAAAGCCAGUGAUGUACUCUAUGUUAAGCCUCCUAAAGCCAGUGAUGUACGCUAUGUUAAGCCUCCUAAAGCCAGUGAUGUACUCUGUGUUAAGCCUCCUAAAGCCAGUGAUGCACACUAUGUUAAGCCUCCUAAAGCCAGUGAUGUACUCUGUGUUAAGCCUCCUAAAGCCAGUGAUGCACACUAUGUUAAGCCUCCUAAAGCCAGUGAUGUACUCUAUGUUAAGCCUCCUAAAGCCAGUGAUGUAUGCUAUGUUAAGCCUCCUAAAGCCAGUGAUGUACUCUAUGUUAAGCCUCCUAAAGCCAGUGAUGUAUGCUAUGUUAAGCCUCCUAAAGCCAGUGAUGUACUCUGUGUUAAGCCUCCUAAAGCCAGUGAUGCACACUAUGUUAAGCCUCCUAAAGCCAGUGAUGUACUCUAUGUUAAGCCUCCUAAAGCCAGUGAUGUAUGCUAUGUUAAGCCUCCUAAAGCCAGUGAUGUACUCUGUGUUAAGCCUCCUAAAGCCAGUGAUGCACACUAUGUUAAGCCUCCUAAAGCCAGUGAUGUACUCUAUGUUAAGCCUCCUAAAGCCAGUGAUGCACACUAUGUUAAGCCUCCUAAAGCCAGUGAUGUAUGCUAUGUUAAGCCUCCUAAAGCCAGUGAUGCACACUAUGUUAAGCCUCCUAAAGCCAGUGAUGUACUCUAUGUUAAGCCUCCUAAAGCCAGUGAUGUACUCUAUGUUAAGCCUCCUAAAGCCAGUGAUGUACUCUAUGUUAAGCCUCCUAAAGCCAGUGAUGCACACUAUGUUAAGCCUCCUAAAGCCAGUGGUGUACUCUAUGUUAAGCCUCCUAAAGCCAGUGAUGUACUCUAUGUUAAGCCUCCUAAAGCCAGUGAUGUACUCUAUGUUAAGCCUCCUAAAGCCAGUGAUGCACACUAUGUUAAGCCUCCUAAAGCCAGUGAUGUACUCUAUGUUAAGCCUCCUAAAGCCAGUGAUGCACACUAUGUUAAGCCUCCUAAAGCCAGUGAUGUACUCUAUGUUAAGCCUCCUAAAGCCAGUGAUGUACUCUAUGUUAAGCCUCCUAAAGCCAGUGAUGUACGCUAUGUUAAGCCUCCUAAAGCCAGUGAUGUAUGCUAUGUUAAGCCUCCUAAAGCCAGUGAUGUACUCUGUGUUAAGCCUCCUAAAGCCAGAGAUGCACACUAUGUUAAGCCUCCUAAAGCCAGAGAUGCACACUAUGUUAAGCCUCCUAAAGCCAGAGAUGCACACUAUGUUAAGCCUCCUAAAGCCAGAGAUGCACACUAUGUUAAGCCUCCUAAAGCCAGAGAUGUACGCUAUGGUAAGCCUCCUAAAGCCAGUGAUGUAUGCUAUGUUAAGCCUCCUAAAGCCAGUGAUGUAUGCUAUGUUAAGCCUCCUAAAGCCAGUGAUGUACGCUAUGUUAAGCCUCCUAAAGCCAGUGAUGUAUGCUAUGUUAAGCCUCCUAAAGCCAGUGAUGUAUGCUAUGUUAAGCCUCCUAAAGCCAGUGAUGUACUCUAUGUUAAGCCUCCUAAAGCCAGUGAUGCACACUAUGUUAAGCCUCCUAAAGCCAGUGAUGUACUCUAUGUUAAGCCUCCUAAAGCCAGUGAUGCACACUAUGUUGAGCCUCCUAAAGCCAGUGAUGUACGCUAUGUUAAGCCUCCUAAAGCCAGUGAUGUAUGCUAUGUUAAGCCUCCUAAAGCCAGUGAUGUAUGCUAUGUUAAGCCUCCUAAAGCCAGUGAUGUACUCUAUGUUAAGCCUCCUAAAGCCAGUGAUGCACACUAUGUUAAGCCUCCUAAAGCCAGUGAUGUACUCUAUGUUAAGCCUCCUAAAGCCAGUGAUGUACUCUAUGUUAAGCCUCCUAAAGCCAGUGAUGUACUCUAUGUUAAGCCUCCUAAAGCCAGUGAUGCACACUAUGUUAAGCCUCCUAAAGCCAGUGAUGUACUCUAUGUUAAGCCUCCUAAAGCCAGUGAUGUACUCUAUGUUAAGCCUCCUAAAGCCAGUGAUGUACUCUAUGUUAAGCCUCCUAAAGCCAGUGAUGCACACUAUGUUAAGCCUCCUAAAGCCAGUGAUGUACUCUAUGUUAAGCCUCCUAAAGCCAGUGAUGCACACUAUGUUAAGCCUCCUAAAGCCAGUGAUGUACUCUAUGUUAAGCCUCCUAAAGCCAGUGAUGUACUCUAUGUUAAGCCUCCUAAAGCCAGUGAUGUACUCUAUGUUAAGCCUCCUAAAGCCAGUGAUGUACUCUAUGUUAAGCCUCCUAAAGCCAGUGAUGUACUCUAUGUUAAGCCUCCUAAAGCCAGUGAUGUACGCUAUGUUAAGCCUCCUAAAGCCAGUGAUGUAUGCUAUGUUAAGCCUCCUAAAGCCAGUGAUGUACUCUGUGUUAAGCCUCCUAAAGCCAGUGAUGUACUCUAUGUUAAGCCUCCUAAAGCCAGAGAUGCACACUAUGUUAAGCCUCCCAAAGCCAGAGAUGUACGCUAUGUUAAGCCUCCUAAAGCCAGUGAUGUACUCUAUGUUAAGCCUCCUAAAGCCAGUGAUGUACUCUAUGUUAAGCCUCCUAAAGCCAGAGAUGCACACUAUGUUAAGCCUCCUAAAGCCAGUGAUGUACUCUAUGUUAAGCCUCCUAAAGCCAGAGAUGGAGAGUGA